Molecule: messenger RNA, 1292 nt
Organism: Dermacentor albipictus
Lineage: Eukaryota; Metazoa; Arthropoda; Arachnida; Ixodida; Ixodidae
Source: RefSeq, a predicted model, not a curated record
UGCAGGCAAGUGCCCAAAUGGAAAAAGAGGGUCUCGUAAGAGGCCUCAAAUUUCUUUCUGAGCAAGGCGUGACUGUGGGCUCAUUGACUACGGACCGCCACUCGGGAAUUAAGAAGCACAUGCGGCUGCAACAUCCGGACAUCGAUCAUCACUUCGAUGUGUGGCAUGUUGCAAAGGGCAUCAGGAAAAAGCUGACUGCAGCUUCCCGAAGGGCUGGAUGCAGUGCCAUUACAGAAUGGACUCAAGCCAUCACCAACCACCUGUACUGGUGUGCAUGCGCUUGCGGUGGCAACGGGGACAUGCUGGUGGCAGCAUGGAGUAGCAUGCUGAACCACAUUAAGAACAGACAUGAAGGACAUGGUGGCCUGUACCCCCGCUGUCUUCAUGGACAAUCCCGCCGCAUGCGAUGGCUCACUGCUGACUCUCCAGCCUACAAGCAAAUUGAGCGCAUUGUGGCAGCACCACUGUUGCUGAAAGACAUCCGCCAGUUGUCACCAUCUGUUCAGACAUACAGCCUGGAGUCCUUCCACAGUGUUCUGAAUGGUUUUGCCCCGAAGUCAACUGCAUUCACAUAUGAAGGCAUGAAGGCCCGCACACUGAUUGCUGCGCUUCAUUUCAAUGAGAACUCCCAGCGAGAGCAAGGAAGGAGCUGUGAUGGUGCAGAACAGUGGCGCGUAAAGUCCUCCAAGGUCAGGCAAAGUACCUCAACAGCAUGUGCACUCAAGACAGCUCCCACAUUUGGCAAGUCAAUUUGAAAAUACUUGCUGUGCUAUGCUUUGCCUACUAUUGCAAUAUGUUAUGCAGCAAUGUUUGUAAAAAAGGGAAUGUUUUAGUCCUGCUGUACUGUCUACCAAAAGCAUCGAUAUCUCUUGCAAUGGAGAGUGAAGUGACUGCGACAGCUGUUUUUCACAGAAAUUUUCUUAACCUUCAUGGCAGUCUGUCCAAUGAAGACAUUUCGCCAGAUCAGUGGAAUUUUGCUCAAGAUUGCCAUGUACUGCCAAAAGCUGUACAUCAUAGAGAUGUGUCACUGAAAGGGUGCAAUGACAGACACUUUGCGAUACAUAACGUGGAACAUUUGAAUGGCCAAUGCUUCCGGAGCAACAAUGAAGUCAAAGAGGUGAAACGUUUCCUCAAUGGGCUGGCGGCGGAGGUCUAUGACAUUGGGGUACAAAAAUUGGAGCACUCUGCAAAAAUGCGUAGAAAAAAGAUGGCGAUUAUGUAGAAAAAUAGAGUAAAGUUUCACUUUUCCAAUGAUGUUAAUUUUUAUGAGAUUAAACAAUGUUGUCUGUUUG